This is a messenger RNA of Ochotona princeps (American pika), 1587 nucleotides long. RefSeq names its product intestinal-type alkaline phosphatase. Gene Ontology annotation, biological process: dephosphorylation. NCBI's taxonomy places the organism in Eukaryota, Metazoa, Chordata, Mammalia, Lagomorpha, Ochotonidae. Gene Ontology annotation, molecular function: alkaline phosphatase activity. The record is from RefSeq and is a predicted model, not a curated record. The transcript is spliced from 11 exons. The coding region runs from base 1 to 1587 and encodes 528 amino acids. Gene Ontology annotation, cellular component: plasma membrane.
AUGAGGAGCCACUGUUUGCUGCUCCUGCUGCUGGCCCUGAGGUGGCGGUCGGCCUUGGCUGUCAUCCCAGAGGAAGAGGAGGACCCCGCCUUCUGGUACCAAAAGGCCAAUGAGGCCCUGGCUGGCGCCAGGAAGCUGCAGCCCAUCCAGACGGCAGCCAAGAACCUCAUCCUCUUUCUGGGCGAUGGGAUGGGGGUGCCCACGGUGACAGCCACGCGGAUCCUGAAGGGGCAGCUGAACAACAAGCUGGGGCCCGAGACCCCCCUGGCCAUGGACGAAUUCCCAUACCUGGCCCUGUCCAAGACAUACAACGUGGACAGGCAGGUGCCCGACAGUGCUGGCACUGCCACGGCAUUCCUAUGCGGGGUCAAGGCCAACUUCAAGACCAUCGGCCUGAGUGCAGCUGCCCGCUAUAACCAGUGCAAGACCAGCCAUGGCCAUGAGGUGCUCUCAGUGAUGUACAGGGCCAAGCAGGCAGGGAAGUCUGUGGGAGUGGUGACGACCACGCGGGUACAGCACGCCUCGCCUGCCGGCGCCUACGCACAUACAGUGAACCGCGACUGGUACUCAGAUGCCGACAUGCCUGAAUCAGCACGGCAGGAGGGUUGCCAGGACAUUGCCGCUCAGCUCAUCUCCAACAUGGACAUCGACGUGAUCCUGGGUGGGGGCCGCAAGUACAUGUUCCCCAAAGGGACUCCGGACCCUGAAUACCCAUUCCAGAGUGGGACCAGGUUGGAUGGACGAAAUUUGGUAGAGGAAUGGCUGUCAAAGCAUCAGGGGGCCCGCUACGUGUGGAACCUUACAGGGCUCCAGCAAGCCUCUGCGGAUGCCAGCGUGACCCACCUCAUGGGUCUCUUUGAACCCUCAGAUAUGAAAUAUGACAUCCAGCGGGACCCGAGGCAGGACCCCUCCCUGGUGAACAUGACAGAGGCUGCCAUCCGUCUGCUCAGCCGGAACCCCCUGGGCUUCUACCUGUUUGUGGAGGGCGGCCGCAUCGACCAUGGUCACCAUGCGAGCACAGCUUACCUGGCGCUCACCGAGGCCGUGGUGUUUGACAGCGCCAUUGAGCGAGCAGGCCAGCUCACGGAUGAGCAGGACACGCUGACCCUGAUCACCGCCGACCACUCCCACGUCUUCUCCUUUGGGGGCUACACGCUGAGGGGCAGCUCCAUCUUCGGCCUGGCCCCCACCUUUGCCCAGGACGGCAAGACCUACACCUCCAUCCUGUAUGGCAAUGGUCCUGGCUACGCACUCCGUGCUGGUAACCGCCCCAACGUCACUGAGACCAACAGCAAUGACCCUCACUACCAACAGCAGGCAGCCGUGCCCCUGUCGAGUGAGACACACGGUGGCGAGGAUGUGGCACUGCUGGCGCGUGGGCCACAGGCGCACCUGGUGCACGGGGUGCAGGAGCAGAGCUACGUGGCGCAUGUCAUGGCCUUUGCUGCCUGCAUUGAGCCCUACACCGACUGCGGCCUGCCACCCCCCGGCGGACACACCAGCGCAGCGCACCCGGGAUCCACCACAGGCCCUUCACUUUGGUUGCUUUUGGGACUGGGCCUUUAUCUAGGGUCGUUGGUGCACUGA